Messenger RNA from Onthophagus taurus, 4903 nucleotides. NCBI's taxonomy places the organism in Eukaryota, Metazoa, Arthropoda, Insecta, Coleoptera, Scarabaeidae. The record is from RefSeq and is a predicted model, not a curated record.
CCCUAUUCGUACGGUUAUUGGACUCGGCCCGAACCCGUUCGUGCGACGACGAUCGUAGACGAAGCGUAUCCAAGAUGUCCGCCGCGCGGGGCCCUCUCCAGUAGAAACGACGUCGAUUGCGACGAAUACAAAUUUGGACGUUAUUAAAACGUAACGAUUUGAAUCGAAGGGUUUUUUUUGUAUUUUUUUUUGAUCGGGUUCCGUUUUGCGCCCCCGUUUAGAGUUUGUGUGGAAAAAGAAGCAACGGUGAGGUGUGGUGACGACGACGAAGGAGACCACAACGAACAACACAACACUUAGUGGGGCCCUAAGAAGAGAUUACGUUUAAAAUAGUGUGAGUGUGUCGUGGGGCGGAAGUUGUCCAGGACGCCGUCGUCGUUGUCGUAAACGUCGCCGCGCCCCCGCAACGGGGCGCCCCCAGUGCCCGCCGUGACCCUGUGCGCGUACGAUGUGAUGGAAACGGUGGUUCGCAUCGACCAUGGAGCCCCGGCAGCUAUGUCUUACGCCCAGAGGCAACAGCAGCACAGGCAAAACAUCACGGUCCAACAGGAUCUAUACAAACCCGUUCGGUCACCAUUGGCGCCCGCCCAACCCCGUUACCAAUUUCCAACGGCAGCUCCCUCGCCCCAUCAACAACAACAGCAGCAACAGCCCCCGACGAGUUUGCCACCGCAGCUGGCCGCCGCGCAUCAACUGGUCACCGUGGCCACUCCCGUCGGGCAGCGUUAUCUGCAGGCUGCGCCACCACCCCAACAACAACAACAGCAGCCCCCGCAACAACAAGCCCCGCCGCCACCCCUCCCCUCAACCUAUCGCGAUUAUCGCCAUCAGACGAGGAUAUCGUUGCUGCCGCCUCCUGAGUACGCGGGGGGUAGAGGACCUGGGCGGGAAGUAUUAUUGCAAGGAGGUGCUGCGCAAAUCGCUAUAGCCGCGGCGGUUGCUCAGCAACAACACCAAGAACAACAACAACAACUUCAGGGUCAACAACCGUUUCCUAAAAAAAUUCGAUUACAAGAUCAUAAAGAUGUGCAACCUUUACGGAUCGAUACAAGGGAACAAUCUGGCGUUUAUAAUCCUCAAGUAGAAGCGAUUUCCCCAACGAUUCCCGAUCACAUACAACAAGAAGAUCAAUUAUUUCGCACCACAAAAGACGAACUCCUCCAACAAAUCAGCCGGGUGGAUCGUCAAAUUUCAAAAGCCGAAUCGGAAAUAAUAAAACUCCGCGAGAAACAAACGGAACUCGAGGAGUCCGCGAAAAAACCCAAAGGCAAACAGAAAGUCGAAGAGGAAACGCAACAAAAACACCAGAGCUUGGCCCAACAAAUCUACGCGGAGAACCGACGCAAAGCCCAAAAUGCCCAUUCGAAAUUGGACGCUUUGGGGCCGAAAGCCGAUUGGCCCAUGUAUAAUCAACCCUCCGACGCGCCCGUUUACCACGAGAAUAAGCGCAAAAACGUCGCGUUUAAACGCCGGUUAUUGGAUUAUUUUAAAAAGAGGCACGCGGAAAAAGACGGCAGGAAUUUACACCUAAUCGAGACUUACAGCAAAAUGAUGCAGGAUUGGCAUAGGAAAGUUGAAAAAACGGAGUCGAGUUCUAAAAGGAAAACGAAAGAGGUUAAAAAUCGCGAGUUUUUCGAACGAGUUUUUCCCGAAUUAAGAAAACAACGCGAAGAUAAAGAGAGGUUUAAUAGAGUUGGUGCUCGAAUUAAAUCAGAAGCUGAUAUGGAAGAAAUAAUGGAUAAUUUACAAGAACAAGUACUCGAGGAUAAAAAAAUGAGAAGUUACGCGGUGAUUCCCCCGGUUAUGUUGGAUGGGAAAGAGCGAAAAUUAGUUUAUCAGAAUAAUAACGGUUGCGUUGAAGAUAUGGCGGCCGUCCAUAAAUCGCGGCAAUUCCUCAACGUGUGGACGCAGGCGGAAAAGGAAGUUUUUAAGGAGAAGUAUUUGCAACACCCCAAAAAUUUUUAUUUGAUAGCUUCGUGUCUUGAAAAGAAAUCGGUCGCCGAUUGCGUUCAAUAUUAUUACCUCAGCAAGAAAACGGAAAAUUAUAAACAAUUAUUGAAACGAUCGAGGCAAAGGACGAGGCAUCGACCCCCCAAAACAAACCCCACAGGCGUCGACAAUCUACCACCGGGUGUCGUUACAAGACACCAAAAGGAACAACAAUUAAAAACGAACAACACAACUCAACCGAAUUACGAUCCAUCAGACACCUCAACGACGAAUCCAACCCAAAACGUUUCAAACACAACAGCGGCUGUAACUCCAACAACAACCUCAGUGACUUCAUCUCCAUCCCCCGCACCCGCUUCGACCCCAAACACGGUCGUUUCAAGUUCGGGGCCCUCAACGACGUCGACAACGGCAGCAACCACGACGGUUGUUACUGUUAAAACGGAAAUAAGUCCCGUUGAGGCGAUAACAACGCCGACGGCGGGAAAUGGUGGCGAAGAAAAAGUUGAUGUGACGUCAGGGGGUGAUGCAAAGAAACCCGCUCUCGCCGAAAUUAAAACUGAAAUUGUGUCUGAUGCGACGUCGGUUGUUGAUGGGUUGAUUGAGGUGAAACAAGAGGAGAUAACCGUGGAGGAUGUUGUGGUUAAGGAGGAGGUUGUUGUGAAGGUUGAGGAGAGUGGUGGUGAUGAUGGGAGCGUCGACCAGAACAAUUUCACCCCUACCAACCUAAUCGUCGAAAACAAAAAGAAAAAGGAUCGGAGAAAAGAUAUCGACGAUCACCAUCUCGACGAGUCAAGUUGUAGCGAGGACGAAACCAAUAAUUUACACGAUAAAUCAACUCAGGGUCAAUGUAUUGUUUGUGGUUCGCAACUAGGUCCACAACUUCAAUCUCGGCCUUUAGCCCCAAAUCAAGCUUCACUAUACGGCCUCCGUGAAGAUCAAGUCCCGGCAAACGGUCGAAUUUGCAACACAUGCCGUUGCAAAAGCGUCCGUUCCCGAUACACCCAUUGCCCCUUACCAACGUGCCCCAACGCCCGAGGCCGAGUAAAACGCCUCCGCUCGUUACCCCAACGCCUCCAAGAAAUCCCCCAAGACGUCCGAGACCAACUCCUAGCCGAAUUCCACGUUUCCUCGGGAGUUGUAAAAUGUUGCUCGGCCUGUUUUAACCGGAUUCAGCGCCGAUUGGGCGUCGUGGAAGAUUGGCCCGAAGAAGAAGUGGGGCAGUUAAGGGCCGCUUUAACGGAAUUGGGGGCGAAUUGGCAAUUAGUUGGGGAGAAAUUAAAUAAAACCGCGUCGCAAGUUCGAGGAUUUUACGCGACCAAUCGGAAGAGAUUGGGGUUGGAGUCGUGCUUGGGCGAUCGGAAACCAACGUUAACGGAUGAAGAGGAAAGUGGGUCGUCGACUAGUUCUUGCGAGGAGCCGGUUAGUGGAGGAAGAGAGAGACACUCAAGUGAUACGGUUAGCGCGGAAAGUCCCCCCGUUAAUCAUGAAAAUCGCGAAAAGAAUCCGACGAGGAAAGAAGAUUAUGACUCAUCGGCCACUGAAACAGCUGAUGAAGGACAAACUCCUGAUCAUUAUCAAGGUUCAGCAACGAUAACACCGGUUCACCCAGAUGGUCAGCGUCAAAUAAUCACCUCUCCCAUCACUGUUAAAGAUAUGAUGCUAAAAGUAAUCGAACGUUCCCUAAAGAAGACAUCGUCGGGUCAACAACCUCAACAACCUCCGGGCGCCCCUGGCGGACCUGUCAUCGGGAUGGCCCCAACAAUAUCCUCUAUACUGAACGAUUCGAACGAAGUAACAAUCGUCAGCGAAUACACCCUCCCAAAUCAACCUCAAUCCCGCCAACAACAACUCCUCCAAUCAUCUCACCACCCCCAACAACAACAACGCAACGAAAUCUCCAUCGACAAGUUAACACCAUUAAUUGGAGCAACAAUCACAGCUGUUCCAGUGCAAGUCCCCGUUCAAGUAGCGCCCCAAGUUGAUCAUCGAAACGAUUUGGUAGUGAUGCAAGUAGACGGAGGCGGGAUGAGAGGGGAGCCCGAAAAUUUAACGUUGGAUUUGAGCAUAAAGAAAAGCUCGCGAGAUUUACCCCCUCCGCCCCCGUCGUCUUCAGCAGGGCAACACAAAAUGAUGCGGAAUGAACCACCUUCAGGGGGGUACGUCUAUCACACCCAAGAAAGAAAAAGCCCCGCCGUUUACGUCACAGCCACCCCCACAGGGAGAGUUCCAACGAAGAUUUCACCAAAACCAGCGAAUCCUAAAGCUGGCUCAAUCACGAUGGGGACCCCCAUUAUCCCACAACCAACAAGAUACGAAGGUGGUCUUUUACGUCAACUUCCUCCCGAAUCGACUAAAAUGGGAUCGAUAACCCAAGGAACCCCAAUUCACGUCCCACACCAAGACAAACGCAUCUACGACCCUUAUUUUACCACGAAACGACCUCCAAACCCCACCCAACAAUACCAACCAAACCACCAAUAUCGCACCGCCCCCUACUCGGUGGAACACCAAUUAAGUAACCGACAAAUAAUUAUGACCGAUUACAUAACCUCACAACAUAUGCCGGGGAGGCGCCCCGAAAAACAAUAUUACCCGUCGAUGAGAACCCCGCCACCGCCCACCGCUCAAGUCGUUCAGUCCCAACAACAAAGACAAGGAGUGAUUCAAAGACACAAUACGAGGCCGCAUUACCCGCCGCCACCGCCCGGACACGAAGCGCUAAAUUCUUUGGUGGAUAUCGCGGUGCAACAGCCGAGUUUGCCCGUUCCGAAUGCGCCGCCUCACGAGGGGUUGGGAAAAACGAUCGCGGAUAAUAUUUUGGAACAGCCGCAUCGGUAUAUGUUGCAACAACAACAACAGUUGAGGCAACAACAACAGCAACAACAUCAACACCAACAGCAAAGAAUUGAAGCUGAGAGGAGGUAAAUUAAUUUUAUUCAAGUAAUUCAUU